UCUCGUCGUCCUAUAUAAAACCCCCAAUACCUCUUCCAUGAAGACGAACUAACACUUGAAACAAAUUUUCAUCUCUCUUUCCAACUCUUAAACAUCUUCUCAUCUCUCUCUUUCUUCUCUUACAUCUCUCUUUCUCUGUAGCUGCUUCUUGGGUUCAAGAAAAAUGGAUGAUCUUAUACAUUUCGUGUUUGGGAUCUUUGGAAAUCUUACUGCUCUUUUCCUUUUCCUGGCUCCCUUAAUAACGUUUAAGAGAAUUAUAAAGAGCAAAUCAACGGAACAGUUCUCCGGCAUUCCUUAUAUUAUGACUUUGCUCAACUGCCUUCUCUCUGCUUGGUAUGGACUUCCUUUUGUGUCGCCACAUAAUCUACUGGUAUCAACAAUCAACGGAACUGGUGCAGCGAUCGAGUCGAUCUAUGUGAUCCUGUUCAUAAUAUAUGCUAAGCCUCAGAAAGUGAGAGUGAAAAUGCUCGCACUCUUCACUUUAAUUCUCACAGUUUUCGCAAUUGUGGUGCUCGUUUCUUUGUUUGCUCUUCAUGGAAAUUCAAGGAAACUCUUUUGCGGCUUUGCUGCUACCAUCUUCUCCAUUUGCAUGUAUGCCUCACCCCUUUCCAUUGUGAGACUGGUGAUCAAAACAAAGAGUGUGGAAUUCAUGCCAUUUUUCCUGUCAUUGUUUGUGUUUCUCUGCGGAACAUCUUGGUUCAUCUACGGUCUUCUUGGCCGUGACCCUUUUGUAGCAGUUCCAAAUGGCUUUGGGUGCGGCCUAGGGGCACUGCAGUUGAUCCUAUAUGCUAUCUACAGAAAGAACAAAGGUGAUAAGAGUGAACCCAAAACAACUGACACCAAAGAUAAUUCUGUUGGUAUAGAGUUUGAGAAGUUCCAACAAGGCAAGCAAACGAAUUCCACUUAUCCCAUUGAACAAAAUGGUCAAGUUUAGGAUUUCUGAUUGUCGUUUAUCAGUGGGUAGAUCUUACUUUGAUGUAUACAGAGCUAAAAACAUGAACUAUUUCUACUGUAUAAUGUGGCUGCAAAUAGUCACCGGAGGUCCUGAACUUCUUAAUGUCUUCUAUGAUCUGAAUCAGUAUAUUUUUUUCCGAACUGUCUGCUGCUCUUAUAAUGUAAUUUGUAAACAAGAAAAUCUCGAGAAAAGCGCAAAUAAACUGCAACAUAU
Messenger RNA from Papaver somniferum (opium poppy), 1168 nucleotides. Its product is annotated as bidirectional sugar transporter SWEET1-like. Gene Ontology annotation, molecular function: sugar transmembrane transporter activity. Lineage: Eukaryota; Viridiplantae; Streptophyta; Magnoliopsida; Ranunculales; Papaveraceae. Gene Ontology annotation, cellular component: membrane. The record is from RefSeq and is a predicted model, not a curated record. The transcript has 6 exons. Gene Ontology annotation, biological process: carbohydrate transport. Bases 164 to 934 code for a protein of 256 amino acids.